Messenger RNA from Cinara cedri, 5135 nucleotides. Lineage: Eukaryota; Metazoa; Arthropoda; Insecta; Hemiptera; Aphididae. The record is from the annotation of a GenBank genome assembly.
AUGACCGCGUUACUCCGGUGGAUUUUGGUCGUGGCCGCGGUCGCCGCGGCCGCGGACGCGCGAACGCGGCCGCAGAUACGGCGGCGCGGACGGCAGGCGCCCGACGAAGGCGACUUUGCCGACAGGUCGUCGGACGGUUCGUACGCGUUCCGGUACGGCGACAGGAACCAGUUCCACUCGGCCGCCGCCAACAAGGACAACGUCGUCUCCGGAAGGUAUUUAUACGUAAUAUUAUGGCACGCGUAAACGGCACAGACGUCUGGGUAACGUGACGGUUUUACGGGUGUUUGCCUUACACGCAUCGCUCGGGUAAGCAGAGCGUACGGCGCUGUUGCCCCUGUGCGUAUAUUCAUAAUGCGCGUAAUAGCUAUAGGGUCCAUUUGUGCACAAUAUAUUACACGAUUAUAGCGGCGUGAACCUUAUACUUUUGGCUAAAUACUUUUUCGCUCGAACCGUGGGAGAAGGGUUGUGGAUUUACGGUAUAAAAAUCGAUAUGAACGCGUUAUCACUUUAAAUGGGAGGGGGGUUGCUAUUUGAACAUUUGAAUUCCGGUAUACUGCAGAGUACGGGCGAGAAAUUGAAAAUAUUGUUAACAAAGAAAAAAAAAAAAAGCAGCUUAAACGGUCCCAGAAUUAUUUAAAAAUCGACUGUACGUGAUAAGUUGAUCGCUCUGCGUGUGUUAGAUUGGGUAAUACAUUUGCGGAUUUGCCUCGGAGCGCGUCUACGCAAGCUCGCGCCACGUUAAAAAGCAAAACACAACGAAAACUGCAGUCCUCGGAAUCGUCAUUUCAAUAGCGAGAACCGAAAAUUUAGCGGAAACGCGGCAUGGGGAUUUAUAACCUUAAUGUAACAAUACCAUUGUGCGUGCACACCGCAAUACUAUCAAUAAUUAUACAUCCGUGUGCGUGCGUGCGUGCGUGCGUCGUAUUAGUAUAAUAUAAUAGGGGGCUAUGGUGUGGUGCACUACCAAAAAACACGUAUUCCACCGGAUAAGGUCGAACAAGAGUUCUUCUUUGGCCGCGCUCGUCUUCGAAUAAUAUGCACCUACGCAUUGUAAUUAUAUCAUAGACACGAGCGUCCUUACGAAUCGCAUGUCACAUACGCGCGUUUCUGCAGAAUUAAAACAAUUUUAAAAACGCCGCAUUGACAUUGUCUAUACACAUUUAUGUGUAUAAUUUUGUUUUUCUUUUACUUACCGUCCUAAUCCGAUUUUCAGAUUUGGCUCCAGAAAUCCCGAAACGGACCGCAUCGUCCAAACGUCGUACUCGGCCGGUCCUCGCGGGUUCCGCGCCCGCGGACCGGACAUCGCCAGACAAACGGACCUGUCACAGGUCCGUUUGCCUUAUUCUCCGCCCGUGCCCACCGAUUCGUCCAAAUACGACCCGGCCUACGACCGGUACCACGACCCAAACGAAGACCCGAGCUACAAGUUUACCGUCCGGACGCCCACGCAAUCCAAAACCGAAACAGCCGACUCCAGAGGCCACAUCGAAGGCGGCUAUUCGUUCUUGGACGACGUCGGUGAGAUUCACUCGUAUAUAAUAUUGUCCGUUUUACAUUAUUACUGUCCGUACUUUUCGCAAGAACGCACGAUACAAUUAAAUAAUAAUAUACAAGGAUGGCAUUCGGUUUAUUACAAGGCCUGUGGACAUGAAAACACAAGUCUUAAGUUUACAGUAAUAUUCGCUGCGUUUUUCCGACAGAUUACAUAGGUAGCAAAAAUGUGCUUUCAGAGUUUCAACGUUACUCUGAUUCUGUAUAGGUUUAAAACAAAAAUGAUUUCACCGAAUUAAACACGAUAAAACGAUUUUCAUCAUAGACGGAUUUUUUUUUUUUUUUGUUGUUGUUGAUAUUUUUAUUAUAAAAUGUUUUAUAAAGAUAAGAAAUAUUAAAAUUCAAUUUCGAUUAAAAUUUUCAAGUACGGUUAAUAUUGUCUCGACCCUCGGGAAUCAAAUAAUCCCUGUGUGAAAAACAUAAUUAACAUUGUGAUUUUUAAUUUGCUUUUGGUUUGCACGAACCGGACAAAAUUUGACAAAUUCUAUAACAUACUGUAGUUUGCUACUUCCCCCCAAAAUCUGAACGGCACGUCGUUGUUUUUUAUUUGAGUUUUGAAGAAAACUAAUAUUACGUGUAAUUCCGUUCACUUUUGAUUUGAUUAUAAUUUUAUGCGGAUUAAAAUAAUAUAAUACUGUGCCACUGUGGUAAUAAGCGAUUUGAAUUAAAUUUUAGUGUAACACCAGUGGUGGGUGAAAUACUGAACUGCAAGCAUUCAACGAGUGUUUUUCUAUAUUAAAUUAAUAAAAACACGUGAGACAAACGCCGAAUGCUGCAAUUGCAUAUUCGGUCGAAAACAAAUAAUAGUGCCAUUUAAUUUUUUUUUUUUUUUAGGCAAGAGACACGACGUGCAGUACGAGGCCGGUUCCGGUACGGGCUUUCACGUGAAGAACGGGCAUCCAGACUCGGACCCGUUCGGCGGCGUUUUCUACAGCGGCCCACCCGGCAAACCCGGUGGACGGCCGCGCGGCCACACGUCCGUCGUGAUGGGCAAAGACGGUUCGUACGGUUUUACGGCGUCAGGGCCGGACCAACGGCGUACGGAAGUGAGCGACGCCAACGGGCGCGUACAAGGCUCUUACACGUACAUAGACGACAAAGGCGUGCAGAGGACCGUACAGUACGUAGCCGGCCCAAACAUCGGUUACCGGGUGAUAAACAACGCGGCCGCAGGCGGUGCGGCAUCUGGGGUUGCGAUACCGCCCCUGUUGCCGUCAAUUGUGCCGCCGUCUAUCCUGCCGCCAGCCGUAUUGAUCACGUCAUCCACGUUGCCACCGCUGUUGCCGUCCGCGUUUGAACAAGACCUGCAAUUCGGGCCCGCGUCAUCCAGCACGGCCACUCCGCUGCCGGAUCGCCGGCGCCCCGCUGCCGCAGAGUCGCCAAUCAAAGGUUUCGGUGCAGGAGGAAAUAACGGCGGUAGCGGUAGCAGCGGUGUCGGUAACGGCGGUGGCGGUAACGGCGGUGGCGGUAACAGCGGUGGCGGUAACGGCGGUGGCGGUAACGGCGGUGGCGGUAGCGGAACCGGUAACAACGCGGCCACGGGAGUGUCGGACGAUUUCCUAUCACCGGACAGCAAGGUGCCGCUGGGCUCGGCUUUUCCCGAGGAUGAUCCCGCGCUGCCGCCCAAAAAGUGGUCACCUGUUUACAAGAACAAAGAAGAAGAGUUGUUCUUCCGACCGUUCGACAAAUUUGACAAACGUAAGGAACAAAAUAAUAUGCCGCAGAAAAAACCGCUUGCCGUACCGGACACGCCUUACGCACAAACGGCUGUCCUGGGAAACGCGGGCCCGUCUUCGUACGGCUACCAUCAGUCCUCCACUAUCAGACCGUCCGCGCCGCCGGACACUCUGUACGGGCAACCGUCACGACCCAUAGUGGUGGACGAGAAGUACGGCCAAUACGGUGGCACCGACUACCAGAAGCCAAAAGAUCAUCACUCGGAGUUUGCGGGCGGGCACGACGUCAGUAACAAUUUUAACAGAUUCCCGCCCGGCACCAUCGUCAAGGCGCACGUGCAGAAUUUGGAUAUUCUCCCGUUCGGGCACAGAGUACCGUCCCCCUCGUACGUCCUCGAAAAACAAUACGGUAAUAUUGACGGCUAUCAAAAUUCUAUAAAAAAAUAAAUAUUUUCGCCAGUAAUAUGAAACCUGCAGAUCGUCCUAGGUACACGAGUUACACUGUACGGUAUAUCGCAAAUAUAUAUAAUGUAUUUACUUAAUUAUUAGAGUUCGGAUUUUGAAGUUCUAAAAAAACAUUAAUAAAAAAACAAAUAUUAAGCGAAAAUCUUUAAAUAAAAAUAAAAAAAAAAAAAAUACACGUAUAAUUGUUUUAAUUAUCUAUUAUAAAACGAGUACAACACGUGAUUUCUUAUCCAGAUAGUAUAUCAAUAAAUUAAACAUUAAAGACAUCGGUUAUAACCGAUUGUCUGAUACUGUCCAUUCCCAAUGACAUUCUUCAUAUACAAAUAAAUAUUAACUUUUCAAAAAUUUCAAACACGUAUCUAUUUAUAGUAAAAUAUAAAACGUUAUUAUUGAACAAAAUUUUUUAAAAAAAACUCGGAAAAAACCAUAUGUGAAAAAAAACAAACAGUUUUCUAGUAAAAAGGCACACAAAUUUUAUAAAAAUGUGUCGUGUAUGAUUACUAAAUCAUAUGUCGGUGCUCGGAUUUGGGGGGAGGGAACCAGCUUCCGUAGCUUCUCAAUUUUUUUUUUUGACAACCCCUCUUACUAAUUAUUUUUAUUGGGGCUCUGUGUAGAUAGUAAUUCGUUUUUUUCGAAAAAUUUUAUCUUCAUAAUAAAGUAUCAUUAACUCAGAUAAUUUGUUUGUAAAAUUUAAUAUUUAUCGAUCAGUCAUGCCUAAAUUAUUAUUAAUAUUAUAUUUUCUAUAUUACAAUUUUACAUCGUCUAAUAAUAAUUCAUAAAUAAGUAAUUCAAUGGAGUUCUAAGCGUCAUUAUCGUUAUUAUUAUUAUUAUUUUUGUUUAUAACAAUAAGAAACAAUUUUAAAAAUAUAUAUACAUAAAUAUAUUUGUCAUAAUAUAUAAUAUAAAUCAGUAACCUAACCGCGGGUUAUAUCGAGUUCAAUAAUUAAAUUCAAUAAAAGACGCUGAUUUUGUUUAAAUCGCAUAGGUAUUCUUCUAUUAUUUGUCCAAUUCAUACAUUAUAUGUUUUAAAGUGUAUCAAAUUUAUAUUCUCUACCUAGUUAACUACAUAUUGAACCAAUCGAAAAAAAAAAAAAACAAAUGCUUACAACAUUUAAAUUCAUAUUCGUGCAUAAUAUUAAUAUAAAUGAUAAUUAUAUAUAAGUAAGUUCCUUGAUAAGACCUUUUAGCUGUUGUACGCGUAAAUUUAUUGACAUUGAUGUUAAUGUACGAUGUGUAAAACAUAAAAUACACGCAAUUAUUAUCUAUAAUGUAUUAUAUACGAUAGUAUUCAUCGUAAAACGAUUUGUUUAAUCAAAUUUAGAUUAAGGACCGCAUAAUACAAUACGGACGACAUAACAUUUUAUUGUAUUAUAUUUAAAAGAAGGCCACUGUCAGUGUUAUAAUUACCAGUAAAAUCAUGACACUUUUUUAUUAUUAUAU